AUGCCUUCUGCCGCACCUUCACAAGCAGAUGCCACCCUGGGCGACCACAUCCUCGGUGGUCACCCAGAAAGUCGGCCUCGGAUCUCGCAGCCAUUGGCUUACACGGGAAGCCUUGACAACAUCCAACAACUCGACGUCACUCCCGUAAUUGGUCGUGAAUACACUGGACUCCAAAUCCGUGACCUGUUGCGAUGGGACGAGAGGCUCAUCCGUGACCUCGCUGCCACCAUUUCGCAGCGUGGAGUUGUAUUCCUCAAGAACCAAGAUGUGACCCCCGAAGAGAUGAAGGAUUUCAUGCUUCGUCUCACUGAAGUCGCUGGGUGUCCUGCCAGCUCUGGGCUGCAUAUUCAUCCUUUGACAGAGGAGGGUAGUGAGCUUGGUGAUCAGAUCAGUGUCAUCUCAAGCGAGAAGCAGAAGAAGGGAGGCGGUUUGACGCAUCAAUUGAGUGAUGUGAGUCGGUUUGCUAGUGCUGGCUGGCAUAGUGAUAUCACCUUUGAAAAGGUCCCGUCAGACUAUGCCAUGCUCAAAAUCCACACACUACCAGCCACCGGUGGUGAUACGCUCUGGGCCUCUGGCUACGAGAUCUACGACCGGCUAUCGCCGCCAAUGAAGCAGUUCCUCGAAGGACUGACUGCAACCCACGACGCAUCCUUCUUCCAUGAUGAAGCUGCCCGCCUUGGCAACCCUCUACGCAAGGGCAUCCGUGGUUCUCCUCUGAACCAGGGCGAAAACCUUUCUGCCGUACACCCCCUCGUCAGAACGAACCCAGUCACAGGCUGGAAGUCAGUGUACGUCAACAAGGGCUUCACCAAGCGUAUCAACGGCCUCUCCAAAGAUGAGAGCGACACGCUGCUGAGCUACCUGUUCAACCUCGUCACGCAGAAUCACGAUGCCCAGGUGAGAUAUCGAUGGAGCAAGAAUGACUGCGCCAUUUGGGAUAAUAGGUCGACGCUGCACUGCGCUACGUACGACUACGAUGCGGCUCGGGCUGGUGACCGGGUUUGCAGUCUGGGUGAAGCGCCAUAUCUUGAUACUACGAGCAAGGGACGUAAGGAAGCAUUGGGAAUUUAA
Molecule: messenger RNA, 1071 nt
Organism: Fusarium keratoplasticum
Lineage: Eukaryota; Fungi; Ascomycota; Sordariomycetes; Hypocreales; Nectriaceae
Product: TauD domain-containing protein
Exons: 3
Coding region: 1-1071 (356 amino acids)
Cellular component (GO): cytoplasm
Molecular function (GO): 2-oxoglutarate-dependent dioxygenase activity
Source: RefSeq, a predicted model, not a curated record